Messenger RNA from Zingiber officinale, 567 nucleotides. RefSeq names its product multicystatin-like. The transcript is spliced from 6 exons. The record is from RefSeq and is a predicted model, not a curated record. Bases 1 to 567 code for a protein of 188 amino acids. Gene Ontology annotation, molecular function: cysteine-type endopeptidase inhibitor activity. Lineage: Eukaryota; Viridiplantae; Streptophyta; Magnoliopsida; Zingiberales; Zingiberaceae.
AUGGAAGGAAGGAAGGAAGGAGAUCAGUUAACCUAUAUCGUCGCUCGCUUCGCCAUCGACGAGCACAACAAGAAACAGAAUGCGCUUAUGGAGUUUGCACGUGUUGUGAAGGCGAGGGAGCAGGUUGUCGCUAGAACUCUGCAUCACUUGACUGUGGAGGCAGUUGAGGGAGGGGAGAAGAAGCUGUAUGAGGCCAAAGUGCGGGUGAAGCCAUGGCUUAAUUUCAAACAGGUCGAAGAAUUCAAGCAUGUUGGCGAACAAGAUGGUAAAGAUUCAAACCAAAAAACGCAAGGUCAAAAAUAUACGAAUUUUUCAUGUACUGAUUGUAAUACUGAGCCAUCUGCUCACACAAUAAAUGUGCCCAAAUCUGGGAAACUGAAGGACCUUAUUCAGGUUCUAGGUGUUGCUUCUUCAUUGAGAGACGAUGAGAGUCUAUUGAUUGUUGAGGUUUAUGCUAAUUGCAUUAUCCGUUUUCUGGAUGAACCAUCAGAUUUAAUAUCCCUGAUACCAAAAGAUGCUGAAAAAUCUCCAGUUGUGAUUUUUGCACACCAAAGAUUGGAAGAGUGA